This is a messenger RNA of Ochotona princeps (American pika), 7018 nucleotides long. RefSeq names its product interactor of little elongation complex ELL subunit 1 (gene ICE1). Lineage: Eukaryota; Metazoa; Chordata; Mammalia; Lagomorpha; Ochotonidae. The record is from RefSeq and is a predicted model, not a curated record. The coding region runs from base 158 to 6868 and encodes 2236 amino acids. The transcript is spliced from 19 exons.
GGCGUCGCGCCGGGGAGCGGCUCGGUGUCCCAGCGCCAGCUCCGCGGGGACCUCGGUGCACGGAUGGCCCUGCGCGGGCCCGGCGGCGAGCGGCCCGGCGGGCGGCGGGGGCGAGGCAGGCCCGCGGCCGGGGGUGCCUGAGCCCGGGGGCGGCACCAUGAUGCCCGGCGAGACCCACCCGGCGGCGCCCGGGCCGGCGGCUGGGCUCUCGCGGUGUCAGGGCUGCGCCUCCCUGCAGCAGAACUUGAAUGAGUAUGUUGAUGCAUUAAUUACCUUGAAACAGAAAAUCAUCAAUACGGAUAAUCUGUUAACGGAAUAUCAGAAGAAAUUGUCACAGCUGCAGUUUGCACGAAGAGAAAACAGUACGCUGCAUCACCGGGUGGAGCAGAUGCUUCAGAAGAUCUCUCCUCUGCAGAAGUGUCAGGAAGAACUGGGCUCCCUGAAGGCAGAGCUGGAGGAGAAGAAGAGUUCUCUCAAGCUGUAUCAGGAUACCCAGCAGGAGUACACGCGUGUGAAGGAGGAGUGCCUUCGGAGUGACGCUCAGAAGAAGAAACUAGAAGCUAAGGUGAAGAAGCUCGAAGAGGCUGCUGUCAGGCAGACUGAGGACUUCAAGCAGCUGAGAAAUGAAAAGAAAAUACUCGAAAAGGAAUUUAAGAAGACACAGGAAAGGCUUGAUGAAUUUUCUAAACAGAAAAACGAAAAGGAAUUGAGACAUAUCGGAACACAGAUCUCCAGUGAUUCAUACGGCAGCAUAGAUAGAAGAAAAGUGAAGCUGCUGCUGAAGGAACUCUGGCUCUGCAUCAACACGGCACACAGACUCCCAGGGGAGGGCAGAUGUGUCCUAGAACAGCCUGCCAGAGACAGUACCAGAUGCAUGCCAUCCGAGGAAGAUGGAGCUCUGCCCCCCGCACAAGGAAGUCCUCUCCGGACCCCAGGCCCGCAGGCAUGCUUCACAGAUGUGUCCAUGGAGCUGGAGGGUGACUUCGAUUCCCAUGCAAAUGUGGAACCCGAGAGGAGCAGUAGAGCCAGCCACAGUCCCGACCGCGCGUUUAACAACGACCGAGCUGCUGAGCUUCCCGUGCAGAGGGCCCCCAAUAGCGGCAGUCCUGCCUUCGCUGACCAGGGACGGAGCUUUGAUAAAGAUCUUCAAGCUGCAAUUGACUUCUUUAAACUUCCACCCCCGCUCCUGUCUCCUGUGCCCUCGCCCCCUCGGAUGUCAUCCCCACACCCAGGCUCCUUACCUCCACCGCUUGUCCCGGAGACCCACGUGGAAGAGUACACCGACUCCAGCGAGGACGACUCAGCCCCGCCUAGAACUGGCAGCGAGGCUGUCUCAGAUGACUCAGCUGAAUCACGGGAUUGCUUUGGCUUACCCAGGAGAAGCAUGGGAAGUGGCACGUGGGACGAGAAGCCCGAAGCACAUGAGUGUGUGCAAGCCCUGAACACAGGGCAAGUUUACCAAGUGAGAACUGCCGGACUUGAGGCUUUGGCAGCAGCACCAAGAGGUCCUCCAGACACAGGCUCGGCAAGCAGGGCCGUGUCCUCCGAGGCCGCGGGCAGGAGGGAAAGGGAUGCUUCCAGAGAGGCUGGAGCACAGGGGGAGGUCAGGGAACUGGACAAGUCUGUGCAGACGGAGGAGCCUGUCCCCAGGUCCGCCAGGGCUGUGUGGCUGGAGGAGCUCUGUGGCAGCCCAGAGCGAGAGAAGGAAGUUGACAGUGGGCAGGCAGCCUCGUGUUACUCCGCCCUGGGCAAGAGGUCGCUGAAAGAACUCCUGGAGGCGGAACCAGCAACCCGCUUCUCGAAAGUGAUAGAAUGCCCCAAAUCAGAAUCUGCUAAGUGGGCGGUGACUGAAGACGUGGCUUGUGUGUCAGACUCCGCGGCCGUUUCUGACCGCACUCGGAGCCCGUCUGGAGAAGCGGCGAAGGCCGCAGGUGUGCAAGGCUCCGAGGCCAGCGCCGCAGGCUCCAGGGAGCACAGCGCAGGGCCUCUCGUGGAGACCCGGCGUCCCUCGCCUUCUACCUCAGCAGUGCAGUCUGUCCGCAGGAAUCCCCAGGCUCGUCAGUCACCGUUUGUUAAUGACACCGAUGGUUCCACCAAAGUAUUCCCUACCAAACUGUCUCCAUCAGAACAAACAUUGAAAACGAAAACUUUGAACACAUUACAUGUGCAGUCGGAGCCACCCAGGUGUCCUGUAGCAGGAAGUGAGCCAGAAAGCAAGCUGCAUGCUCUGAGCUGUGCCUUGGGAUUAUCCAGUGUCAGUGGCCAGAGGCGCAGUGAGUUCGAGUGCACGGACAUUAGAAAGGGCUUUCCUCACUCAGUAUUUAUGAAAGCAACAAAAGAUGGACAGUGUGAAAGUGAAGGCCCAGGCACUGAACUCAGGCUUACAAAGUCAGAUUUCACCUCAGUAAUAAACUCGCGGGCUGACUCUGUCAGUAGCGCCUCUGGCUUUGCCAAGAGCGCUUCCUGGCACCACAGUGAUUUGUUAAGGAGAAGUGGUGAGGAAAUUCUGCCAGCUAAGCCAGAGCAUGCACAAAAGAUUGGCCUUCCAAUACAACAGGGGAGGCCGUCCUUGCAAAACAGAGGAUGCACAUUUAGUCUUGAACUUGGUGGAGUAAAUGCUAAUCCUGUAGAAUUCAAACCUGCUCCAGCUCAGUUGCCUAAUCAGGUGUCCGUUAUCAUGAAGCAGACAAGGCCUGAAACGAUUCAGAGACUUGCUAGGAGUGAGCCUCCUGCAGGGGCAGGACACAGCGACCCCGAAGACGACCCCGAAGGCAGCCGUGUGCCGCCUGGGGCACAGCGCAGUGGAGAGGGGGCGGCCAUGGCGGCGCGGCUCAAGACCGUGGCGGCUGCAAGCAGCACUUCACCGCAAGUUUCUACCUCUUGGAAGAAACUGGAUUUCGAUUCCCCAAAUGGUUCUUUCCCAGUCGAAAGUGUUGCUGGUUCCACAACCAGUCAGGUAUCUUUCUCUUCUGAGCACAUCCCUACCCAAAAACAGGAUGUGGUGGGGGAAACAGCUGCGCAGCAAGAGGUACAAAAGCAAAGGCAGUUUCCACAGGCCCCGGAUCCUGACUCCAGUGGGUUGGAAGGCAGUGGGCUGCCCCCCGCCUCUGAAGCAGCCGAGUCUGGAGGCCUUCCGAGUGAGGAAGUGCCCUGCGAAGACGCAGCGAGAGCUGGGAGCGAGGCUCUGGCUGUUGCCAGUGGUUCUCCUGACACGCCACCGAAUGCCCGCGGACUCUUGGGGGUGAAGUCGAAAACCAGUGCUUUUGCUGAAUGGCUGCUCCCUGCAGGCACUGCUGCUCCUUCAGCAUUCUGUAGCAAGGCGGAGGAAACACAAGAAGCAUCCCCAAGCAGCCUUCCUGGUCCUUUAUACACUUACACGGGCAUGCGGGAGAGAGGAGAGGAGGCCACGGAGGCAGAGGAGAGUGAAGCGCUGAGCUGCAGUGAGGGUGAACAGGACGCUGAAGGCCUGGUGGGGAGCACCCGGCAGGACGCCCCGGAGGCCUCCCAGGGGAGCGCGGGGUCCGCGGCCGAGGCAGGGCCCUCGGUCGACGUCGGCCGUUUGGCCUCAGCUCUGGAGGAUUGCACCAUAAGUACUUUCCCUGACAUAGACCGACUCUCUGCGUCUGAUGUCGUGAUGUUUCUUGAAAGUUGUCAGUUAAAGGAUUAUAGUUCAGGGGACUCAGUCUCCGAAUGUUCAGCCAGAGAAACCUUAAAUAAAGAAAUGAGCCAAGAAUUAAAGCAAGACGAAAUGUCAGAAGGAAGAUCAAGCAAGCCACCCUGCGAAGAAGAAGCCCUUGGCACCUCUGAAGAGUGGCUUGACUCGGAAGAUGACGACAACUCCCUCCAAAAUCCGAGUCCACCUGCCCAGUGUUCUUUGGAGACACUGUCUGCAGUUCUCACCAAGAUGGGGCAGGAGCUGCAGGUCAGCUGUGAGGACUGCCCUGGUCCUGCGGGGGCGAGGACGCCCCUACAGCACCGUGGCCUGCCCCCUGAGAGCGAGGAGGGACAAGUUGCAUCUCAGGAAACAGCCAGCUCCUCCCACGCCCCAGAAGUGUCACUGGUCAGUGUGGAUGCCAGAGGCAGCUCGCCUGUCGCAGACGGGCCACGGGAGCACAUCCCGGGCAGGCCUGAGGGUCAUCCAGGUGCGGGGGGCGAGGAGGAGGGCCUGGGCUACGCCUCUGCACCGGAGCCCGCGGCGGAGGGGGAGCCCGCGGCGGAGGGGGAGCCCGCGGCGGAGGGGGAGCCCGCGGCGGAGGGGGAGCCUGCAGCAGAGGGGGAGCCCGGUGAGGCGCAAGCAGCCUUCCAGUGUCAGAUCUCCACAGUGACUUCUGAAGUCAUAAGUGUGCUUAUAAAUAAGGACCAGAACCUGGUUAUCGAGAAGGGAGCCAACUGGACCAUCGUCAGCGGGGUGUCUGUCAUGCCGGGUGUGGGCCAGCUCAUCGUGUGUGAGGCUCCUCAGGGCGUCAGAGAGCUGGACGCCGAGCCCGCUGCAGCCGUUUCCGUGACGAAGUCCCCAGACGAUCCCCCUGCGCCUCCGUGUCGGGAGCCUCGGGGGGACAGCAGCGUUUCAUGUAUCCAAGAAGGUGUUUCAAGCAGUGGUCAGAGCGCCAACUUUGAUAAAAGCCGCUUGCGGAAUAGACCUGUUAAGCCUAGCAUAUGGAUUAGUUCUCAGAUAUAUGAUCAGACUUUCGAGAGCCAGGUUGCUGCGUCUGAUCACACGUAUUAUAACUCAAAGCUGGAGCCAUGUAGCAAAAAUAGGAAUCGAUCCAAGAUUGUGAACAAAGAAGCAGCGGGCAAGCCGGCCAAGGCUGUAGCAUCAGGCAAAGCUGAAGUACGUUCAGCUGAAGUUGCUCAGUCCUGCCCAGAGGGAAGAGGUGGCGCCAGAACUGAGAGAAGCCAAGCGCAGCCUGUCCUGGCCAACGCCGAUACCUCCACCCCCACCGACUGCUCUCCGGACACUCUGAGUAAAAUCCGGCAGGAGGUGGGGCCGCCGCUGCCGCCGCUGCUUGCCCCCCUCGUGGCUACACCCCCAAGGGCCUGGCAGCCCCUUUCUCCUCUCAUUUCCAGCUCCAGCCCCUCCUCGCCCAUCUCCCCCGUCGGCCAGACUUCUCCGUCACGUGAACCCCCAGCACCUGCCGUGCCGUCCCCGUGGCUGGAAGGCCCCAGGCACCGCUCUCCUCCCUCUCCUUCUCCGUCGGCUGCAUCGGCCAGCGAUGGGACACCCUCGUCCCCUCUGCAGUUCUGUGCAGCGACUCCCAAGCACGCGCUUCCUGUGCCUGGCCGACUGCCAGCCUGUGCGCCCAGCCACGCCGCGGCAGGGGGCCCUCCUCAGGAGAACUCCGUGAAGGUCCUCGACACCAUGUACCCGGAGCUGUCGGCCAGGGCGCGCACCCUCAGCCUCCUCAAAGGGAACAUUCGGCUCACCCGGGGCGCGUCUGUGGACUCGAGCCUGCCGGGGCCUGUCGGCGCGCUGAAGGCCUUCAAGGCCAUCGCGUCGGCAACGACUGCGUUUGUCAAAACUGGGAGUAGCUCUGCUGGCGACUCGAGCCGGAAGUCGAGAGGUUCAGGGACCCAGCAGGAGUCAGGUGGGAAAAGGGGAUUAUCCACAUGCCCACUGAGGAGCGCCAAGAGACUGUGCCUGGGCAGGGGGUCCCCGGAGCCAGAGAGCAGGGUCCGCGAGAGCCUGGAGGGAAGCCGCUGUCAGGCUGAAGUUGUAAGCACAGAGGCAAGCAGUUGUGUUCCAGCUGUCAGUGCAGAUUCACAGAGGCCUUUAAACCCCAAAGAGACUGUGGAGUCCCACGACAAAGCCAUAGCCGAGGCACUGAGGAAAGUUGCCGAGUCGACUUUUGAUCUGUUGCCUGUCAUCCGUAGCCACGUGUAUGUAGGAAAUAUCUCCAAAAAGCCUGUGAUGAGAGAUCAGGAGAAAGAAGUUGUUCAUGAAUUCAGCACAACCAAAAAGCAUUUAGCAGAGUGCUUGCUUCACUCUAUCCUCUCAGAACUGAAAGUUCAGAAGGCGUCCCUGGAGCACAGCUACAUCCACGCCCUGUGCAGGGUGUACGUGGGCGUCUGUCGGCAGCUCGGAGACUUGGAGCGCGCACGCUUGUUCUGCUACAGCCUGCUUAAGGAAGAUUUUCCAGAGUCUGAGAAGCUGACUCUGUUUAUUGCCAACAUGUGGCAGGAUGUGUUCGCGUCUCAGUCGGUGGUCUCUCAGGCGAUGCAGCUGGUGGCCCGGCAGCGCGCCCGCGGAGAGGUGCUCAACUGCCUGAGGGCGUUCCUGGGCUGGGAGAAGAAUGCUUCUGUAGAUGUUGGCUUCAUGAUUUCCAAGCUGCUUUUGACUAUACAGUUAUGUCCAAAAACAGAAUUUCAGUCCAGUGGAACAUUUGGUGAGGACUUAAAUGACCAAACCUGGGAGUACGUAUUUGCCAUUGACCUGCUUUGUUGCCAUCAGAAGUGGAUUUGGACGCAUGACAACAUCAUAAGUAAGGAACUGUGGCCUGUGAUGGAUAAGUGGAUAAAGUACAGGAAGGGGCACGCCAACGUUGCAUAUACUCCUGAUGUUAUUAUAGCAUCGAUACUGAGGCUCAUAGGGCGUUUGGGCCAGUUGGGCUUGAAGGAAGGAUUUCCAUCUGCUGUGAAAAACAUUAGUUCGGUUAUUGGGAUGUUCAUACAGCACGCUCAGGAUGAAGAUAUUCCGUGGGGUGUUCAGUUAGCAGCUGUAUAUGCACUUUGCGACCUGAGUCCCAGCAAUCCAGCGGAAAUUUCCAAGAUCCUGGAAGCCUGGCGGAGGAAGACUUCUAGGAGCAUCCCGUCCGCCGUGAGCAGCUACCUGGAGGAAGUCGGUUCCCUGAGUGCCGAGGGGCGCGGCUGACCGGGCGGUGGCUGCGGCUGCGGAAGUGCCUUUCCUUGCUGUGUAGAUGGAUCUCGGACUCGGCUUUCCCAGUGUAGACUGAGACCCGGAAACGGAGGACCCAAGGCAGACAGCUGGCAGGAGGCACUCCUGGUUGGUUGGGAGGAGACA